UCAGGAGCAGCCCACUUAACAAAAAAAUAAAGGGGCCCCUUGGGCAUUUGCCUGUACUGACAGAAUGCCAGUCUGGCCCUGCCUCCAGCUCUGUGUAUGUUGUUAAGUCAAGUUCUGUCUCUAGGAGACGUUGUUAAGGGAGUGUUAGUGCACGGUUUGUGUGCAGUCUCCACUCCAGUGAAUAUAUUGCGGGUGCAGUAAGACUAGGUGUAACUGGACACUGUUUGUGGUGAUAUAGUGCUGUGCUUUUGUCUAGGAGGGUCGCAAGAAAGCGAUAGUUUGCGUGCAUUGCGCAUUCUCAAGUUUUACCCCCUCCCCGCCUUCUUCACGCCCAUUCCCGCCUCUCUCACAUAAACACUGGUACAGCCCGGGUUACCUUGCUUAGUAGGACCGCCCUCGCUAUCAGUCAUCAUGGCAGAACAGCAACAAGACCCAAGAAAACAGCGUCCAGCAGGAUUGUCUGCCCAUUCUGCACCGGGACUGCAAAGCACAGAGGCCAAUGCACUGCAACAGAAGAUCAGGAAUUCCAGCUGUAAAUCAAAACAGUCAAAAAUGGACAGCUCCCUGGCAAAGAAAACAAAAUGUGCUAAUGGGCAGUCGCUACCUAUGACACCCAAAAAACCCACCCAAGACAGCCUGUUAGCUAAAGAAGAAGAGUAUAAACGGUUAAAUGCAGAGCUAGAAGCAAAGACAGCUGAAUUAGUCCGUGAAGCAGAAGAGGUGAUGCGGGAACAACAAGAACUUUUGUCAAAGCCAGCACUAACACAAGUUCAGCUGUUUGAUGAAGAUGAUGAUGAAAACCUGUUAAAAUUGCUUUCCCCAGAAGUACCAACUUUAACACUCUCACAUGUCAAGAACCAUAGCAAGCCUGAUACAAAAUCAUCAGCUCGGAGCAGACCACCUUCUGCAAAUAAAGGGAAGAACAUAAUUUCUAGGGCUAGACCAAGAACUACAGACACAAAAGCAGCUGACAACGUUGCAAUCCCAAUUGACUUAACCGAUUUCUCCCUUGCAAAAACUAUUAGUAAGAUUGAAUGUGAUCUGGAGAAAGGGCAACUACCAGAGAACCCUGAAGAUGAUAUAAUUCCAGGAAUGAAUAAUGACAUUGGAGCAGAAGCACAGAUAAGAUUUCUGAAAGCAAAGCUGCGAGUCAUGCAAGAGGAACUAGAUACCAUUAGUCAUGAAUGCAAUAAGAAGGAUGAUGAAAAUCGCAAUCUCACAUCAAGACUAAAAGAGGUCGAGGAGGAUCGUGCACGAUUACAGAGAUCUGCUAACAUACAACAGACUCAGGCUGAGAAGUAUAAAGCUUUAUCUGAAGAAGCUCAUAAGAAAAGUGAUACCUUACAGCAUCAGCUGACUUCCUUAGAGAAGGAGCUGGAGAAUUUCAAGCGAAUACAGAAGCAGUCGGCAUCUAGUCAGAGUGCCACCGAGGUUCGUUUGAACAGGGCUCUCGAGGAGGCUGAAAAGUAUAAAACGGAGCUUAAUAAACUGAAACAGAGUAACAAGGAUACUGCCAACCAAGAGAAGAAAAAGAUUGAGGAACUCAAACUUGAAAACCAGAAGCUGGAGAAGCAGAAAGCAGAGCUGAUGGCUGGAUUCAAGAAACAGCUCAAAUUAAUAGAUAUUUUAAAAAGACAAAAGAUGCAUAUUGAGUCUGCAAAGAUGCUGUCCUUCACGGAAGAAGAGUUUAUGAAGGCGUUGGAGUGGGGGAAUUAACUGGCUUCCUUGUGAUUCAAUUGGCUAAAGGGACAGAGACAGUUCACUACUUACGGAGGUGAUUAAACCAAACAUCCGACUCCUUCAACUUGAUCAACAGCAGCAGAAUCAGUGGAACAUGAAGCUACUGGAACUUGUUUUUUAUAUCUGUCAUUAUUUAAGUUUUGUAUUAACUAAAUCAGUUUUAGUUACUUUCCAAUAACAAGUUAAUUCUGUUGAGGAUUAUUUCUCUUAGAAUUGAAAUGGACUAUUAGUCAUGAUUUUUUAAAUCUCUUGUGUAAUACCACUAUCCAGUUUUGCUUUCUUAAAAGAAAACUAUACCCCCCGAACAAUGUAGGUCUCUAUAAAAAGAUAUUGCAUAAAACAGCUCAUAUGUAAAACCCUGUUUUAUGUAAAUAAACCAUUUUCAUAACUUUUUUUAGUAGUAUGUGCCAUUGGGUAAUUAUAAAUUUGCUGUUGCUUAAGUAUUCAUUUUGGGGGUAUAGUUUUCCUUUAAAGAAAUAAAGGGGUGGGCAGAGAAAAAUGGAGCCAGCAGUGAAAAGUAGAUAAAUCAUUAUGUGAACCCUCACCACUUGGAGCAGUUUUUGCAGAAGCUGUUGAGACUGUGAUUCUGCAAAUAAAAGGCACUGUCUUACCAGCUUCUGAAGGAACAAAUCUAAUCUGUUGGGUGCCCUGGGGGUCAGAGGGGAGCUGGGUGGUGGGAUAAAACACCUUAUUGUGUGCUUGCUAGGUGUUGCAUCUGGCAAAAAUGGCCUGGGGGGCACUGCUGACCACAGCAGCUCAGGAAGAACAAGCUUUGGAGUUAGAAUGUGGCUGGUGUGAAGGUUAACAGGAAUAGAAUAGAGCUCAAUGUCAAAUUAAUGAGGUUUACAGUGUGGGACAAAUAAAAAUAUUUAUUAUGGUGGA
Xenopus laevis (African clawed frog) is the source of this 2622-nucleotide messenger RNA. It is a transcript of the gene tex9.L, whose product is annotated as testis expressed 9 L homeolog. The transcript is spliced from 13 exons. The coding region runs from base 412 to 1716 and encodes 434 amino acids. The record is from RefSeq and is a predicted model, not a curated record. Lineage: Eukaryota; Metazoa; Chordata; Amphibia; Anura; Pipidae.